This is a messenger RNA of Coccidioides immitis RS, 4300 nucleotides long. Its product is annotated as RNA polymerase Rpb1 C-terminal repeat domain-containing protein. NCBI's taxonomy places the organism in Eukaryota, Fungi, Ascomycota, Eurotiomycetes, Onygenales, Onygenaceae. The transcript is spliced from 2 exons. The record is from RefSeq and is a predicted model, not a curated record. Bases 1 to 3783 code for a protein of 1260 amino acids.
AUGCCUCCCAAAAGAAAUAAAAAAGGAAAGGAUAAGGAUAAGGGAGAGAAAGUAAAUCAAGGCAAAAAGAACUCGAAGAAACAAAAGCCCCAAGAACAAGAACAACAACGACAAGCCGAAGAGCAGCAACAAGUGCAACCACCUGAACAGCCCGACCAUCAGCAAGAUCCAUCAGAACAACUACAAGAGCAACAGGGUCAAGAUCACAUAUCUGACUCGCCUGCGGCUGAACUUCCAAGUGACAUCCCCCCUUCAGCCUCUCCUCUCGCAUCACCGAAUCCCGAUACUCAAGUCUCUCCUACAGUAGAGACGUUACCGGAGCCCAUUUCUCCUACCUCCCCAGUACCACUACAGGAGGAUUCUCUAAAUCCAACCCAGGAUCACGUCGAAGACUCUGGUGUGGACCAAGAAAGCGAGAAAGUCGUAGCAGAGCCUACGACCAACCCGCAGGAAGAGUCCGAGCCCGUUCCUGAACAGGAACUAGAGAAACAGCUUGAGAAGGACCUUGGGGAGCAAAUUGAGAAGGACCUUGAGAAAGACAUUGAGAUAGUACCUGAGGAAAAGACCUUGGAGGAACUUGAGAAAGAGCUCGAGAAGGAACCAGAAAAGGAACCCGAAAAGGAACCCGAGAAGGAGCUCGAGAGAGAGCUCGAGAAAGAUCCUGAGAACGAACCUGAAAAGGAACCUGAGAAGGAAUCUGAGAAGGAUUUUGGCCAUCAACCUGAGGCAGACUUAGCCGAAGCACUCGAGGGACAACUUGAACACGACUUUGACAAAGAAAACGGAAAAGAAACCGAGGACAAAGCACAAGAAGAACUGGAGUAUCAGCCUUCCCCAAAAGUUCUGAGUCCGGCAUUGUGCGAAGCCCCUCCAGCGCCUGUUCAAAAAGCCGAGCCAAAUCUUGUCAAUGUAUCCGAUAGCCUUGAUAAGUCCGCGGAGUCAGUGUCAACUCCUCCAGAAAUAGUCCCCAAAACGCAAAGGCCGCCUCCGGUAGCGGAGUUUCCAGCCGCUUCGCCUAUAUUGUCUUCAGCGAGGCCGAAAACAACUUCUUCACCUGUAUACGGGUACUCACAGUCUCGGUCACCCGCACCCGUUCAUUCACCGCAUUACACCUACAGUGUUCCGUAUACUCAUCCCUACGCACCAUCUCCGAUAUACGCCAACGGAUCUUUGCACGAUCUUCAUUCCAGCGGACCAAUGGCGGUAUCCGGUCCACCCCACUGUUCUCCCGCACCGCGCCCGUCCGCCCUGGACGGGUAUCAUUCCAGAAUGGCCAGCCGCGGGUCCUUCGGCCGUGGUCACCCUGAUUAUCCGUUUAACUUGUCAUACCACCAACCAAAACAACGGCCAUCUACACCAACACAACAAAAGCCCGUUGAGAACGGCAACUCCGAAUCGCUACCCAUCGAAGGUGAUACCAUCAAGCUUCUCCAACGGAUUCAAAACGUUAUUCCCGAUAUUAACAGGCUUGUAACAAGCUACCGCGAUACACAAAAUCAACUGUCUUCCCAUGUCGCCCAAAGCAAGCAGAUCGAGGAGCAACACGAGCGGUCGUUGAUGGAAAAAGAGUUCUAUAUUGAUGCUCUGCAAGCGCAGAUCCAAAAAACAGCGAAGGAAAAUGCCGCUGAGUCUGCGAAGUUGAGAAACAGAAUUUCUGAGCUCAGAAUGGAGCUUGGUGGUCUGCAGGAACAGCACCGUGAUGUUGCAGACAGCUUGGAAGAGCUCAAGAAAGCUAACGAUGAACUCACUCUAGUCCGAUCCAGCCUGGAGCAGCAAAUCGCUAAUCUCCAACGGACUAUGCAAGAUGAGAAGGCUAGCCAUCUACAAGAAUUAAAACGUCGAGAGAUGCUCAAAUCGGACGCCCUCGCUGCCCAGAAAGAGGAGCUUCAAGGGCACUUCCAAGAAAUGAAGAAGAAAGACGACCAAGCCGCAGCCGAAAAGCUACGCGCUCGUGAGGAGGAGUUGUAUGGCGAACGAGACCAACUUAAGGCAGAAUGGGAGCAGCAAAUGGUUGCUCUCAACAAGUCCAAAGAUGACAUGGCCGCUGAGUAUGAAGGCAAGUUGGACACCAAGAAAACCGAGCUGGAAACUAAGCAGGGUGAAUUGGACGCGAAGCAAGCCGAACUCCAGGCCAAACAAAGUGAACUGGAUGCCAGACAGGAAGAACUUAACGCGACGAAAUCCGACCUGGAAGCGAAACAGGCUGAGCUAGUAGACAGGCAGAAAGAACUUGAAGAGAAGCAAAGCGAAGUCGAGGCAAAGCAGGAAGAGAUCAACCGUUUGAAGUCCGAGCUUGAAUCGAAGAUUGCCGAAUUAGAAGACAAACGUCGCGAACUCGAGCAGAAACAGGGCGAGCUCGAGUCCAAACAGACAGAGUUACAGGCCAUUCAGGACGAACUCCGGGAAGUCAAAGCGGAACUCGAAGAAAAGAAAUCGCAGCUGGAAUCCAAGCAAGCUGAUCUCGACAAAAAGCAAGAAGAACUUACUGCGAAGCAGGCGGAGCUCGACGAUGUGAAAGAGAAGCAUGCUGCUGAGCUUGCGGCGUUGAGGGCGCAAUUAGAAGAGCAGACAAAUGCGACCAAAGAGCGCGAUGAAAAGAUCGAAGCUAUGACAACCGAACAUCAGCAGAAAGAAGAACAAUGGCAGAAGGACCGUGGAGACUUUGAAGCGCAGCUUCAAGAGAAAACGGAAGAAUUGAAAGUGGCUCUUGAGGAGAAGGAGGCGCUCGCGGUUGACGGAAAGAAUAGGGAAGAACGGCUUCAAAGCAUCGUAGAAGAGAUGCGGCAGACACAUGAUAAUUUGAAUAAGGAUCGUGAGAGGCUCAAGAAGACACUGCAUAGUUUGGGGGAGGCGACAGAUAUGAAGAUUAAGGGAGAUGCUUUCUUCGUUGACUGCUUCGGUGAACUGUCUCGCCUCAUCGUUGAUCUCUCGAAAGAAUUUUUCGCAUAUAUCCCCAUCGAGCCGCCCGCCGAUAUUUUGGCGAAGAUACCCUCCGACCUUCCCCCCUUCCUGGAUAACACCCCGGCGUCACGCGAACUCCGGUCUGCCUACGUCCAACAUGUGAUCUCCAAAACGUUGACGUAUCGAAUCUUCCAGCCAUUCUUGUUCACCCUCGGCCGCAGAUAUGAUAAAGCGGAUACCUUCUUCCAAGUGUUGUCGAUGGACAUUCGUCGCAAGUCUGUCCGCCGUGAAGCGUUCUGGAGACAGCAGACAUUAAGAGCCGCCUACACUGCUUCUGACGCAAAACAAGCAAUUAACGUUGUGGCCGCUGUCAUCGUCGACGAGAUCGUGGACCACAUUCGCCACUUUACCGAUCCUAAACAUCUUGAUGCCCUUAUCACCAGUGUUCGAAAGAUUGUCAAAUUGGCCGCAGAGACAUGGCGCCUUGCUCGUGUCGAGAGAGAAUUGAUCGUGGCCUCCAUGCCGUCCGCCGACGAUGAGCAAGCCGCCAACGACUUGUGGGAAGAAUUCAUCUACGACCAAUCUUCAGCGAAGGCUAAGGAAUCCGGUGGACCCAAAGUCCCACUCCUUCGAAUGCUUCCCCGCAUUCACCGCGAGCCAGUACAUGAGGACUUCCUCCAGCCAGAGGAGGCCGAGAAGGCCAAUCCAUGUGUUUACCUGCCUGGCGUGAUUCUCUACACUGACUCCCCGUCCGUCAUUGCGAGAAGGGAAGAGAUUUCCAGGAAAACCGUAGACCCAUCGGCUCCCGCUGACGGGGCCGGAGAAACGAAUGGUGCUGAGAACCAAACCAAUGGCGAAGCCGAGGCGAAAGCAGACGCGUGAAAACGCCGGCAUCGAUAGAGGGGUUUAAAACUCCACCGCCGGUAUAAUGACUUAAAAGAUGCAAGAAUGUUUCAGUCUGUUGUUUUGAUGCUACAGCGGUGCAUAGCCAUGGGCGUCCUUUGGGAUGUAAGGUUACUGGAAGGGAUACUAUAUGCAUGAGAAAGAAUUAUUAUUUUUUUUUUCCACAUAUGUAUGAUUGGUUAUUGUUUGGCAUGGUGGUGUUGGCAUGGGAUACGUUCAUUUUCACAUUUUCCUUUCUACGCUUUUACUUCAAAUUGUCUUCUUUUCUUUUUCUUUUUUUUUCUUUCCAUUGGUUCUUGUUUUGUUUUGAUGAUUUUUUUUUUUUUUUUUGUUUCUAACCCUAUACACUCAUUUCGGAUUUCCUUGCUGUUAUGGCUUUUCUUCUAGCGAUGGAUUUUGGUUCGCCUGUGUUUUUUUGUCGGCUCAGCACACUGUGUCUGGCCAGAGUUAAUGUAGGGAAUAGUGCGUUAGGAAUAUGCUAUACAUUGAUAUUGUG